This is a messenger RNA of Triticum aestivum (bread wheat), 1520 nucleotides long. Its product is annotated as transcription factor MYB26. Lineage: Eukaryota; Viridiplantae; Streptophyta; Magnoliopsida; Poales; Poaceae. The coding region runs from base 173 to 1321 and encodes 382 amino acids. The transcript has 3 exons. The record is from RefSeq and is a predicted model, not a curated record.
CUUUAUUUGGUGUUCCCUUCCUCCACACACAGCGGCAUAAAGCUCAAUUGACCGAGACAGCCUUUGCCUGAAUUUCUGCCUGCGAGCGUGUGUAUGCGUGAGAGAGGACGAGGAGAGGGGCGAGUCGGCUAGCAGCUAGGUCAGGCUCAGGCGGCCUGCGGUGGCGGCGGCCAUGGGGCACCACUGCUGCAGCAAGCAGAAGGUGAAGCGGGGGCUAUGGUCCCCGGAGGAGGACGAGAAGCUCCUCAGGUACAUCACGGCGCACGGCCACAGCUGCUGGAGCGCCGUCCCCAAGAACGCCGGGCUGCAGCGCUGCGGCAAGAGCUGCCGGCUCCGGUGGAUCAACUACCUCCGCCCGGACCUGAAGCGCGGCACCUUCUCCGAGCAGGAGGAGCGCACCAUCCUCGACGUCCACCGCAUCCUCGGCAACCGGUGGGCGCAGAUCGCCAAGCAUCUGCCGGGCCGCACAGACAACGAGGUCAAGAACUUCUGGAACUCGUGCAUCAAGAAGAAGCUCAUCGCGCAGGGUCUCGACCCCAAGACCCACAACCUGCUCCCGGCAUCCAAGAACCUCCUCCAUGCACAUGGCGGCACCGGCUCCGGCAGCAACCCUAGCAACAACCUUGCAGCAGGCGCCCAAUUCCAUUCCCCCAAUGGAAACGGGAACGGUUGCGCCACGCCACCGUUCACCAUCAGCUCCCCAACCAAGGCGGUCUACGACGCUGCCACGGUUGCGCCGCCAGUGGUGGCGCCGGGUUUGUACGACGUCCAUAACCCUGGCAUGCUGAUGGGGCAGCACGAGCGCGGUCACCAAGCUGCGCUGGCCAUGCAGCAGGGUUACCCGUACGUUCACAACAACGGCGGUGGUUUACUCAUGAGCUUCAGGGAUCAGAACGCCGCGGGCGUCCACGCCUCCAUGGACUUCAUGAAUGGCUCUUCUAAUUCGUCAUCUUCCAUGGAGUACGCGGCCGGCAUGCCCAAUGGCAACGUCUUCAACCCGGGCGUGGCGGCGUUCAUGGACGAGACGGCCGCAAUGUGGGCCACCGUUGUCGAGCCAGGAAUGGGUGCCGGUAUCGAAAUGGCACAUCAGCAUCGACAACAGCAUGGGUUGGGGCUGGAGGAGGUAGUUGGACCCCCGCCGCCGCCAUUGAUCAACGGCGGUAGCUCAGGUGGCAAGGGACUGGAUAUGAUGGACGUCUCUUCGGAAGUGUACGGCUCCGCCGGUACAACGACGGCGUUCGACCUAGAGCUUAUGGAGUCGUGCGGGUUAUUUUGCGGCGCCGCUGGCAAUGACAUGGAGCAGCUGCAAUGGGAUUGCUAAUUGAGCUAGCUCAUUAUCCUCACCCCCUAAUUAGAUCCUUCCGAUCCAUGUUUUAAUUGAGGCCUUCGUUCUUAAUUUGUUUUUUGAUGUGCAUUUCCUGUCUUCUUGAUCUAGAAUUUCAGACCGUCCAUGUCAGAAAGAAAUGCAUGCUAAGUUGAGUGUUGAAUUUGCCAUCAACAAAUUUAUUUAAAUUUCUUCC